This is a messenger RNA of Vollenhovia emeryi, 674 nucleotides long. It is a transcript of the gene mRpS6, whose product is annotated as probable 28S ribosomal protein S6, mitochondrial. The transcript is spliced from 4 exons. Bases 142 to 591 code for a protein of 149 amino acids. NCBI's taxonomy places the organism in Eukaryota, Metazoa, Arthropoda, Insecta, Hymenoptera, Formicidae. Gene Ontology annotation, cellular component: mitochondrial small ribosomal subunit; ribosome. The record is from RefSeq and is a predicted model, not a curated record. Gene Ontology annotation, molecular function: structural constituent of ribosome; small ribosomal subunit rRNA binding. Gene Ontology annotation, biological process: translation.
AGCCGUUAUAGAAACUCUAGUGUCCGUGCUCGUAUUCACAUUGAUUCACAUGGAGGCGUUGGAUGUGCGAAACGGAGGAGUGAAACUUUAUUUUGUUAUUAAAGUUAUCUGAAGAUUAGAGUAAUAUAAAACAAUACAAAUAUGCCUACAUACGAAAUGCCGUUGUUGCUACGUAUCAUGAAGAAGCCGGAGCUGGUAGCAACUUUGAAGAGAACAGCUCAGACGAUAUUGGGUACCGGUGGUUUUAUCAGAAAAAUUGAAAAUUGUGGAGUAAAACCGCUUCCAUGCAAAACGAGCAUACACGGACAUGUACACCGCGAGGCAAACCACUUUUUUAUAUACUUUGAUGUGCCGCCAAAAGAACUCGGAACUAUCAUGGAUCAGUGCAACAGAGAUAUCGAUAUUGUUAGAUUAAAAAUAUACAAACAGAACAGUCCCGUUAAAAAGGAAUGUACGUUCCACGAAGAGAUGUUACCACCGCCGUAUAGACCUAGUGUGCAGAAGCUGAUGGAAGUAGCAAAGAAGCGGCAACAUAAUAGACGUGCAUUUAAACCCAACAGCGGAUUGGAUUAUUAUCCCUUUAAUAGAUAACUGAACAUACAGAUGUUGUAUUUUUCUUUUAUUGUAGUAUAUCACACAUUCUAUGAGACCUGAAAUAAAGUACUUUAGAAAAG